GUUCUUGGGUCUGGUGAAUCAGCAGAUAUCAAGGCCAUCAGGGAACUAACAAGGUCAAGGUCAAACUCUAGAUCAAGGAAUCAAAGGUCCAGGUCACCUACAUGGUCAGAAAGGUCAAGGUCGCCUACCAGAGAAGAUGACCUUCUGUCAACCAAAGAUUUAUCAACAAGCAGUAUUACUAUGGCAACAAGGCAUAAAUCUUUCUCAGCAAACCGUCCAAGGUCGCGUGAAGGUAAAAGGUCAGGGUUGAAUGAUGGUCACAGGUCAAGGCUACAAGAAGUACAAAAUACAACAGGGUAUUACUCAGGUAGAGCUCUGCCCAAAGAUACAGAAGACACAAUACAGGGUUUUAAGGACUCUAUCAAUGAACUGAAAUCAGAACAAUUCUUCAAUAAAGACUAUAAUAAAAGCUGACAUAAACCAUCCAUAUACAACUGAGUCUUACAAAAAUUAUGAAAACCACGGCAAU
Molecule: messenger RNA, 469 nt
Organism: Owenia fusiformis
Lineage: Eukaryota; Metazoa; Annelida; Polychaeta; Sabellida; Oweniidae
Source: the annotation of a GenBank genome assembly